This is a messenger RNA of Esox lucius (northern pike), 7071 nucleotides long. RefSeq names its product RLF zinc finger (gene rlf). Bases 431 to 6592 code for a protein of 2053 amino acids. The record is from RefSeq and is a predicted model, not a curated record. Gene Ontology annotation, cellular component: nucleus. NCBI's taxonomy places the organism in Eukaryota, Metazoa, Chordata, Actinopteri, Esociformes, Esocidae. The transcript is spliced from 8 exons. Gene Ontology annotation, molecular function: DNA-binding transcription factor activity, RNA polymerase II-specific; DNA binding. Gene Ontology annotation, biological process: regulation of transcription by RNA polymerase II.
UAAUACCACCCUCCUACUUGGUUGUUCCAACCAGGGCACGUACGCUACACAUUGUUAUUUUAUCCCGCUUCAUUGAACAAAUGAUAUCCUGUUAUGCAUUGUAAACAACAUAUGUAUAUCAGCUAGGAAAUGUAAUAGUAUUAUCGUUCUGUAAACUACCUAACGAACGGUCUUUCACAAUUGGUACGUUUUCCGAAUAGUGAGACUACUCUGCAUCAUUGCAUGGUCUGGGAGUACUGUUGACACGUUUGGGGUAUUUUGUCAACAGUAUGUCAUUGAAUCUUUCUAGAAUUAUACUAGUUUACGAUACAUGAAUCCUGUGACAAAAAAAGAUAAAUUUGUGGUGCAUCAAAAUCUCACUACAUGGAGCAGUGGUGAGUGCACGCGAAUCACAUGACGGGAUGCAUACGCGCGGUGGCGGGGAGUGAAGAUGGCGGACAGCGAUGUUGAACCAGAGCUCGACUGGAGUAGUCGACCCACCAACAUUGUCGAGGACAGUCUUAUCGCCAUGGAAUGCUUGCUGACCACCCUGAGGGCGCUCGAAGCAACGCUCAGGCUUCAGGACAUUUCGGAAAUAUCAUCGACUGAAUAUUGCGACAACUUCUGCCAGGCUCUGAUGCAGUAUGCCGGCAGCAGGAAUUCAGUGGAGCAUGGCCUCCCCCUCCUGGAGGUUUACUGUCUGUCCAUCAACUGCUUUGCCGCUGCGAGGCCGCACCUUACCGCCGACUUGGACAACGUUGCCCUCGUGUUGAAGAGGCUGGCAUUGAGCUGUUUUGAGCUGUUGUUAUCUGUGCCUGAAAAUGAAAUCCCCUAUGAGGCCUGGGUUCAAUUCCACCGCUCUGUUCAGGUUUGGCAGGUGGCCCACGAUGCCUUGCUGCAGUAUGGGAGCACGGACCUGCAAGCCCUACUUCAGAUCACUGGUGAGGGCGGAGCCUGGAGCAACCCUGUCCUCAGCGCCCUUCUCACCGGUCAACCCACGAACACGGAGGACGUUGAUGCCUACAUUGCCUUGGAGGGGGAGGGGUUCAUGGAGAUGCGUGUGAAGCACCUGGAGAAGGUUGGGGAGGUGGCCAAGGCUGUGGUGCUGGCCAAGGCCUGCGCCGAAUGCCAGCUCAUCUCCAACCAAACCACCUUCCGGCAGACCUACGUCUCCCUCCUCUGUCUUCUGCUGCCUGGCGAGGAGGCCAUAAUGGAGAUAUCCAGGCUGGACUGUAAGGAUGUGCUGGAUAUAACGUGUAAUCUGGAGACGGAGGGGGAGGAGAAUACAGCCUUCAUCCUGUGCACCACCUUCCUCACUCAGCAGCUUCAGCAGCAGAACCUCUACUGCUCUUGGGAGCUCACUCUCCUGUGGAGUAAGCUUCAGAGAAGGAUUGACCCAUCUUUGGAAUCGCUGCUGGAACGCUGCCUGCAGCUGGGUGCCAUUGCCAAGACGGUCUACCAUCUGCUCUUCCUUGUGCGCGUCAUCCGGACGGAGGCGGAGGAGCUGGGUCUAGCUUCAUCGGUGGAGUUAUGCGUGAAAGCACUACAGCUUCCAAAGCAAGAGGACACUGAAAUUAGGAUAUCCGUGUGCAAGACUGUGGCCUGUCUUCUACCAGAUGAUCUUGAGGUGCUUCGGGGCUGCCUGCUGACGGAGUUUCUCCUGGGACUCUCUCGAUUGGCUUUCCGCUCCCUCGAGGAGCUUUAUCUGCGGCCUGACCAAAAGUAUGACCAAGAAAAUGCCAUCAUCCCCAACUCCCUGCGGUGUGAACUGCUUUUGGCCCUGAAAGCCCACUGGCAUUUUGAUCCUGAAUUCUGGGACUGGAAAACACUCAAGCAUCACUGCAUCAGGCUGCUUGGGCUUGAACCUGAGCCGGAGCAGGAGGAGGAAGAGGAGGAAGAGGUGGUGGCCCCGGAAGUUAGCGUGGAGGAGGAUGUAAAGGAGGAGGUGGAAAGGGAAUUUGUUGAUUCGGAAAGAGACUACUUAAAUGGGACAAGUGGUAGCAUGGAUGGCCUUGAGAACGAUGAUGAAAGUGAAAGGGACAGUAAACCGCCUUCGAUGCCUGAUGCUGAGGGCAGCUUGGAGCAGGGCUCGCUCCCAAAGAAAUAUAAGUUCUUCUGCAAGAUCUGUAAGAAAUCUGUUACCGAAACACGAAUAGUUUUUCACUCUAAGAGGCAUGAAGAAAACGGUGUCAUUACCUGCCCUGUUUGCCUGAAGAAGUUUGAGAGCAGGAAGGAAUUCAUUCCACACACCAAACUACAUCUUCAAAUGCCGUCCAGGCGCAGUUGGCCAAAGAAAAAGGACAAGAAAAGAAUUGAUUUGGACAAAGAAAUGGACGACUUGGACGACUUGGACGACUUGGAGCCUGGUGAGAUCGCCCUCGACCCGUCCCUGAUGCUGUACUACCAGUCCACUCACGACCCCGACGUCCUGGAGCACAUUCUGGAACAAGCCUCGUCCGCGCCCCGGAAGCCUGUGCACGAGGACAACAUCACGUUUGAUUACAUUAAUGUUCAUUUUGAACUGCAGAAUCGUGACAUAUACACGUGCCCUGCCACUCACUGUACCAAGACUUUUAAGCAUUCCAAGUACCUGGGGGUGCACUUAAAGUCCGGAGAUCAUGUUGGCGACGAGAACGUGAAACAUUACUUUGAAAUGAGGGACCGCAGGGAAAAGUGCACUUACUGCCGGCGGCACUUCAUGUCCGCCUAUCACCACCGCCGGCACCGGCGCGUCCACUACGGUGACCUGCCCUAUAUGUGUAUGGCGAAAGGCUGCGGUGCGCGUUUCGGUACCUCCAACGAGCUGGUCGCACACAAGCAGAGUCAUGGCUAUCAGCUCAGCUACCAGUGUGAGCUUAAAGGUUGUAGCCUUUCUUUCUGCGACUUGGGGCAGGUCUACCACCAUGAGGCACAGCACUUUCGGGACGCCGCGUAUAGCUGCAGCAGCCUUGAAUGCAAGAAGUUCUACUUUUCUAAAAAAGAGUUCCUCAGACAUUUGGCCACACAUGGCAUUUCAUUCUCUGAGGAUGACUUUGAGGCACAGAGGAAGGCCAAAAGAAAACAUCUUGCCUCCUUAGCUGAGGAGAUGGCCAGCCCCAAAAAGUCUGCCCUGGAGGAGUUAGUCAAUGGGGAACAUAAUGCUACUUCCUCAGCGUGCAGUGCCUCUUCGUCCAUGUCGAACUGCAAGGAAUCCAAGGGCACAAUGACAUCAGUCGCUGUCUGCUUUGACGGGAAACAGUUCACCUGUGGUUUUGAGAGGUGUGGAUUGACAUUUGCUAAAGCCAGAGACGUUCAUAAGCACCUGAGGUGUACUCAUCCAGAGCAUUUCAAGUCAGAGAAUAAAGAACGCAAAAAUGUUGACAAAGAAAAGUGUGUAAAAUAUAAAGGUGCAAAGGUUAAAACCGAGCUGAACAGUGAGGGCAAAACCAAACAUGAUCUUGAAGCUUGUCUCCCAAUGAAGAUGUCAAGCCAGGGAAAUGUUUGUAAUUCUCCUAUUCAGGCCAAACUAACAACCCCCGCAUGCCUUGAUAAUGACCCUUUAAGAGAGAUUUUGAUUGGACUUAGCCAGCUUAGUCUUACUCCCUCCAACUCUACAAAUGGAUUUUGUGAGCUGUACUAUCCCAUCUCAGGAUCCACAUCAAAGAUACCUUGCCAUCAGGGUGUUGACCCCAGGUCCCCAGCCGAAUCAUUGCAAAAGAGAGCACGACCCGCUGUUGGUAAAAUGGUGAAACAGACCUCAAACACUGAACCAUCGGUAACUGAUGAAUUACCCUCAGAUCAACACAUAGAGGCAGACCAGAUCAGCCCGUUUGUUUUGCAAGCCUCUACUAAACCAUACUUCUGUGAGCUUAACGGGUGCAACUUCAGAAGUGUGACAAGCACUACCUUAAUACGCCACUACAUGAACAAGCAUGAGUUCACAGAGGAGAAGGCAAAGGAAAUGAAUAUCCUAAAAUCACUGGCAUUUAAGCCAUUUAAGUGCCAUCUCUGCUUCAAAUGCCAUAGAGAAAAGACAUUUUUGAGGGUCCAUUAUCUUCAGGCUCAUAGACUUAGCGAGUCGGUUGUUGAGCAAAUGAGCUGUUGGCCCAAAAAGGGUAAAUCAGUAAAACCCACCAAGCAAACAGCCACCCCUACAAAACCCACCAAGCAAACGGUCUCCAUUACACAACCCCCAGAACCCACCAUACCUACAGUCUCCAUUACGCAACCCCCAGAACCCACCAAGCCGACUCUGUCUCAUUCACAACACCCAGAACCCACCAAGCCAACUGUCUCUCUUUCACAAUCCUCAGAAAGCGCCAAGUUGACUGUCUCUUCACAACCCCCAGAACCCACCAAGCCAACUGUCUCCCUUGUGCAACCCCCAGAACCCACCAAGUCGACGGUCUCCCUUGUGCAACCCCCAGAACCCACCAAGCCAAUGGCCUCUCACACCCAACCCCCAAAACCUGCCAAGCCAAUAGUCUCCAUUACACAACCCUCAGAACUCCAAAAGCCAGCCGACUCCAUAACACAACCCUCAAAAUCCACCAAGUCAUCUCUUUCACGUACACAACCUAAUGAGCGCACCAAGCAGACAGUCGCCAAUAAACAAAGAUCUCAGCUUCUGACCUGGCAAAGCUCCUCCUGGCAGCAGAAGUACCAAAAAAAGAAAAUCAUGUGGAGGCAACAGAACGGUGUACAAAUUUCCGGGGGCAAAAGUAAGAAGUGGAGUCACCCUUCACCCUCUGCGCAUGAUCCCUUUGAAGAGGAGGUGAGCCAGGACAGAAAUGCUGAAAAAAGCAAGAACACUGUUUUUAUGUGCAAGCACAAGGACUGCGGUAUGCUUUUCUACCACCACUCCAGUCUUCAUCGCCACAACAAGAAGCGCCAUUUGCAUGUGAUGGGAAAUCCUGUGCUUUCCGAAGACCCCUCAUUACAGAAGUUUAGGUGUAGUUACGCCAACUGCAACGCCUCCUACCUCCUGAACAGUAGCUUGGUGCGUCACACGGAGAGCGAGCAUCCUUACCAGGCGACAAGUAGCCUGAAGCGCCAGAGAAAGAGCGAGCAUCCCUACCAGGCAACCCUGUGCUGUAAGUAUGAGGGCUGUACAAGGGUUUUCACACAGAGCAGCAGUCUGAAAAAACAUGUGGUCUCUAGUCACCUUAACUACUAUGAUUCCCUUGUAUUGCGUCUCCAGAAUACUCACAAGGACACCUCAGUCACUGGAUGCCAAAAGAAGCUGAUUGUCACAUCCUCUAUGCCACAGAAAGAUGCUAACAAGUUACCUGUCAGGCAGUCUUUGAGACGCUGCCCAAAGUCUCCUGAAGAUGUCAAAGCGGAAGAGACGAGUGAGGAGCAUGAUGACGAAAAUGUGGACGUUGACCAGCGUAUCGAAGUGUCCACCAGCAAGAAAUCUGCAUUUAAAAAGCGUUUUGAAGCUAUGAACUUCCGUUCCCACGAGGAGGCCUUGCAGAUGUGCCAAGACCGCUGUCAGCGUGAAGCUUAUCCAUGCAUGGUGCAGGGUUGUGACUCUGUAGUCACAUCCCUGAAUAGUAUUAACCGUCACUAUUUGAAUUGCCACAAAUUUCCCCAGCGGACAAUCAGAUGUAAUAAAGUGCCGCUGGUGUUCAGUGCAGAGCAACUAGAAGAGCUGAUCCAGAAGAAGACGGUCUUGUCCGCUUGCCCUGACAUGACGAGGGCCCCUAAUGGCGUUCUGAAGAUGGAGUAUCAAGCAGAGCCAGAGAACCCCGGAGGUCCAUCUGUGCCAAUGAGUCUGCACUCGAUCAAAGGGGAACCACUUGACGCCCAUGAACCACCAGGGUUCCAGGAAAAGCCACCGGCUGAGAGGAAUGUUCUGGUUGGGGCCGAUGACUUGCUUUAUGGAGAAGCUAGUGGGCACACGGAGGAGCCACCGUCUCAGGAUAGCCACAGUCAAGAAGAAAGGCGGAGCAAACCCUCGAACGGCCCCACUCUUGAUCCCUCUCCACCAGCCUCCCUUCGAUUCAGUGUCGAUGAGGGUUUCAUGGACAAUUCCGGUAAAGACUGUGGCAAGCCAACAAACAUUUCUGCACCGCUGCCGUCUCCUCAAGCCCGCCAGCCACUUAAACGCAAGAAUGAGCUCUCUGACCACCCUCCCAUCCCAAAAGACCCUCAGCCCCACACCACCUCCCCUCGCUCAUUUGACCUGGCAGCUUACAAACCUAUGGGAUUUGAGUCAUCUUUCCUGAAGUUCAUACAGGACACCUCCAGCGACAAGAAAAUCGAGAACCCCCGCGCUUCUUACUGCAAUACCCUCAAGCCCGAUCCCCCUGUGGCGUCUACUCGUCGGCGGGAUUCUUAUAGACGCAGUUGUUCUGUGAAGGAGAACAGCCAGCUUGGCCUCGCCACCAACCACAGAGGGCGGCCUCGGUCCUCCCCGCUGAAACCUCGUCCCAGGACAGGGGAAUACACAUCGGUCCAGAACUUGCAUGUCAUCUUAGACAAGGCCCUGGCAGGCUGUGGAGACCUGGCCAUUAAGCAGCUGCAGUACCUCAGGCCCGUGGUGGUUCUUGAGAGGCCCAGUUUUCCCACCUCCCUGAUUGACCUCUUCCCUACAAGAACGAACGAUAAGCUACUUCUCGGGAGUUCAUAGAACUGAGCACCUUGUGUCCAAUGUAAAGACUCCGAAUGUUUAUUUUCUGAUGUUAUGGCUUCACUAUCAGUAUCUUUUAAUUUGCCAAAUUCAUUGACUCAGUUACCUUGAUUGACAUUUCAACUGAUACCUGUGAAAAAUGAUCAUGCUCCUGAUUUGAGAAAAGAAAGAAAAACGUCUUCAGAGUAUUUACAUUUCAGUAAGAUAAUGAACAUUACAAUGUAUAUAGUAUCUUGUCACUACACUUUUAUAAACAUUUUCAAAUAUUAUUUAGAAAAAUGUAGCUCAUCGUCCCAUUUCAAUGAUAUUCAUUUGUCUGAAAAUGGCUUUCAUGGGACAGACAUCUCCUUGGCCCACUCCUGCCAGGUGGCCAUUUCUGUCUCCCGAGUAUCAAAACAUCAUUUUGUUAUUGCAGUGGGCAGACGUGUAUAAUGCUUUAUAAGAAUAAAUGUUUGAAUAGGUCCUUUCAAAAAAUAUUA